Messenger RNA from Pogonomyrmex barbatus (red harvester ant), 6105 nucleotides. RefSeq names its product Jumonji, AT rich interactive domain 2 (gene Jarid2). Gene Ontology annotation, cellular component: nucleus; chromatin. The record is from RefSeq and is a predicted model, not a curated record. Gene Ontology annotation, biological process: chromatin remodeling; regulation of gene expression. Gene Ontology annotation, molecular function: DNA binding. Lineage: Eukaryota; Metazoa; Arthropoda; Insecta; Hymenoptera; Formicidae.
GACUCAAUAUUAGUAGUAUAGUACAUGUCUACUUGGAGCGCUGUUUUCAAUGCAGGAUAUGAGAAAGAUUUAUUUCAAACAUCAUAUAGUACAUACUGACCAUUUUACUGUAUUGGAGUAUUGGAGGAGUAUCGAAUAUACACAAAUAAUAAGAAUAGGAGAAGGAAGUCUACGGGAGGAUUAGAUCCGUAUCGGAAGCAUUCGAGAAAUUGUAACAAUUAAUUUUAUCUCAGAAUGGUUUUAAAUCGCAACAAUAAGAGGAAGAGAAAGCAAGGCGAUUUAGUCGAUCUUAUGGAGCCACUCUCAGAAUCUCCGAAAAGGACUAAAGUUCAUGCACAGAGAAAGUUUGCUCAAGGUGCAACUACAGUAUUUAAUACAUCAUCUACACUUAUCAAGGACAAAGAGAAAGUGAAACCUGCCAUGAUCACAGAAUUAAUAACUCACAAACGUCCAAAUACCGAGGACUUUCUAACAUUUUUAUGCUUCAGAGGUACAUCUAUUUUACCGCCUAAUUUAAAUUUCUUUAAUAUUGGCAACAAGAAAGAGAAACAGGAAUUUAAGCCUGUUCGAACUUCUAUCGAGAAAACCUUUUCUGCUUCUGUAGAAAUUCAAAAGCAAGAAAAUAUGUAUAGCCAGAAACAUAUGACAAAAGUAAAACCUAUUGUUUCGAAUAAGAAAAAAAUACCCAGUACGUUACACAAAAGUAUUACCAAGCUUAAGACAGCGACGUCUACAGUCCAAGCUCUUAAAAAGAAAUACCAGGAACAACGUCUUGCUAAGCAAAGAAUUAAAAAUAAAUUUAAAACCACAUGCGUUAUGAGAACAAGAUCAUGUACAGAGAGAUCUGUGUUGAAGAGUGGUCUUCAGUUGGCACCGCAAAAAUUCUUAUCUAGAAUUACAACAAAGAGACAUGGUUUGAGAAGCGGUGUGCUGCUGGAUAAAACUAAGAAACCCUUAUCAAAAAUGAAAGUUGCACUACCUAAAUCAAAAAAGAAAGUAAAAUUAAAAAGUAGUGAUAUAUUAAAUACGGAUGUAUCAUCUGAAGAAGACAAUGACGGUCAAGACGAUGAAAAGAAAGAAUUAUCUGUGGAGAAGUCAACAUCGCAGAUAAAACGCAACAUACAAAAAGGCAUUCCAAAAAAGAUUUGUACUAGAAGUAAAUCAGAAAUGAAGAGAGUUACAAGAUCGUCCAGUGGCACAGUCUCUUCGCAAAAUCUUUCUAGAAGACCCACCAGAAAAACGAAAGAAGCAGCUGCUGUGUAUAUGGAGAUUCUGGGAAGAAAAUUAGUGAGCCCAGAUUUAGAGAAUGACGAUAACGCUUCAGUCGAAAGUUUUCCUGAACUGCCAAAUGCUCGUAGAAUAGCGCAAACGGAGAAUGAGCUUAAAGCCAAAGUAAAACAGACUAGUACUAAAACUAUUACUAGUACUAAAACUAGGGAUUCUAAAGUCACCUCUUUUAACAGCGCUAAUAAACGAUUGGAUAAAAGCAAAAAUAACAAAUUGAUUUUAAAGAGUAAACGUUUAAUGAGAAUACAGAGAUAUUGUGAAGAGGAUAGCGAUGAAGAAUCUGAGAGUUCAAUGGAAACAAAUAAUACAAGACCCAUUACCAGACAAAGUCUUGGAAAAAUUGACAAACCAAUUAGUAGGAGUCUCAGAUCAUCCUCAAAAAAUAUAAAUGUAUCGACAGAAAUACAAAAUAACACAAAUAGCAAAUUAAGAACUCAAGUUCAAAGUUGUGCGAAAUUAGCUAAAGAAAAAUUUGUGAUGAAACGUAAACGCGAGCAAAAUGUAUCUAAAACAUUAUCAGAGAAAACUAACGAAUCAAAUGAGAAAAGCCUUAAAAAUGAUCAAAAUGAAAAGGCGGAAUCCGAAGAGGAAACAUUGGGAAUGCUACUUACUAAAAUAAAAAAGAAGAAAGAAACCGAGGAGGAGGAAAGGCAUAUCUCAAAUGUUAGCAAUAUAAAAAAUAGUAAGACAACUCGUGACAACGUGCAAAAUAUGAAAGCGGAUCUAUCAAAAGUAUCGGACGAUGAGGAAUCUUUUCGUGGGUUUACCAAGAAGGCAAUAUCGAAGGUUUUGAAUUCAUAUCAGACACAUGCCAAUGUUAAUCUAUUAAUUACAGAAUCUGAUGAAAAGUUGAAUUUGUCCAAAACAUUGGACCUAUCGCAAACAACGAAUCAAAAUAUCGUUUCAUUGGAAAGUAAAGUUGAAACGUCACCGGUCAAAGCUGGUUCUCCAAAUUCGCUAAACGACGAAUGCAGUGUAUCUGUGCAGGAUCAAAAGUCAAUAUUAGAUUUGUCUGCAAUUGAAACGCAAAAUGCAUUUUUUUUAUCAAUGAAAAACAAAUGUAAUCACGAGAACGAGGUUUCUUCCAACCAUAUGCCAUUGUCAACUCUGCAUAUAAGAAAAGAACGAGUGAACAUGUCUACCGAACAGAUAGAAAAGUGGUUGAAUGAAAGUUCACUUGCCAAAGAAGAGAGUAAAUUGGAAAUGGAAAAUGUUUCUAAUUUUAAAUACGAUUCUACGGAAAAGUUGAAAGCAGAUGUCUCGCAUUUGUCUAUUUCGACGAAAAUUCAGCAUCUAGUACGUCCAGUCAACGUUACACUUUCAAAAUUAUCAGAUAAGAUGAAUUCGAAAGAUCGCACAGGGAUAUACAAUAAAAAUAUAGCACCAGUAGCAUCUGAUACGUAUAAUACUGAAGCAAAACAGCAAAAUACAAUUACCAAUAAAAAUAAGAUCAUUAGCGAGAUGAAAGAUAUUACAAUCAAUAUUAAGAAUAAAACUCAGAAGAUAAGUAAAGAUACUUUUCCAGUUGAUGAUGUUAGCGAUACUGUGUCCAAAUCAGAUCAAAACUCAGUAGACAGUUCUAUAGAGAAAAAAUCACCGACAGAGAAAAAAAUAUUUCAACCGCGGAAGCCUUUUCUACCUAAGGUUAAAGAACGUAAGACUGUAACGAAUGCAAAUGCGUUUUCGCCAGAGAAUGAAAGCAGCGUUUAUGCGUUCGAAAGUGACACCGAGGUUCCUGUUAGUACACCCUUCAGACGAAAAAGUAAGGACAAUGUUAAACAUUUGAUUGCAAUAACGCCCACGAUAACUGCAGUGUCCAAAGAAGCCAAAGUAACCAAAGCAAUUGUUGAAAAUAAAUCGAAUUUUAAGAAUGAUUUUGAAAUGUCAGACAGCAAGGAAAAGUCAUCGAACAAUUCUGUUACGUCCACGAAUAAAGAACAGGAGACACAGGAGUCGAUGAACAUAGCGAAUACGAUUCCAAACAUGAACAAAUUUGAGCUACCUAAAAAUUUUGCAAGUUUAACCAGUGUUCAAGUAUUACCUCUCGACAAGCUUACGACGAGCUGGAGCAAUGUAAAUUGCAGCGCUUCUAUAGCAGUGCAAGUAAAUCUUGACAAGACUACGCAAGAUCAAGAAAGUGAUGUAAAUCAACAAAAAAGUACUGAGAUAUCCACUCAGACUGAAAUGAGUAAUGAGAAUGAUGAUGAUAAUGACGGACAGCUAUUUUACAUUCCAUUACAGACCGUUACAAGAAGCGGUCCGAAUCUGGUACAAGGUCAACAGUUGAUACAGGGUGUGGCUGUUAAACUCGGCACCGAAGGACCGAAUGGUUCUAAUCAAAGGGUACUCCUUCGGGCUAAAUUGGUUACCAAGCCACCGUUAACCGUGGCACGUUGUCCACCGAUAGGAACGGUACAACCGACAACCCGUACCCUGCCCAAUCCUAUGGCGAUCACGAUGGAACAGCAAAUACCAUCGACAUCAACAGUCACAACUGUGUCAACUACGACAGCAAAUAUGUCGAAUGCAGAAACGCAACCGACAUCACCAGCAAAAAGCGAAGUCUCAAUAUCAAGUUUAAGUCGUCAAAAUAUUAGUAUGAGCGCGAACAAUUUAGAAAAACUGAAGUCACCGAAGUCAUCGAGGGAACGAAAAGCUUCUAUAGAUUCGACAAAAAGUGGAAAAAGAACACAAGUAAAAUACAAACAAAAGGGAUCAGAGCUAUACUCUUUAAGCAAUAAUACAAUAUUUCCAAAUGGGAAAACUGCGAAUGAUGAAAUUCGCGUGAUCGAGGCGCCAACAUUCUAUCCUACAGAGAAAGAUUUUCAGGAUCCGUUGGAGUAUAUAGAUAAAAUAAAGUCAAUCGCUGAAAAAUUUGGGAUAUGUAAAGUUGUACCGCCACAAAACUUCAAACCAGAAUGCAAGGUAUCUGAUGAUAUGAGAUUUACUGCUUACAAUCAAUAUGUACAUCGCAUGCUCCAUAGAUGGGGUCCUAACGUAAAAGAAAUGAUGGCUAUCAAAAAAUAUUUAGCAACUCAGAGUAUUACUUUGACUCAACCUCCAUGGAUUGGUGGAAUGGAAGUUGAUUUGCCUCACUUGUAUCAAACAGUUCAAAGUUUAGGUGGGUUAAAAGAAGUUAUUGAAAAGAAAAAAUGGCAGAAAGUAGCAGAUGGCAUGAAAAUACCAAAAUCAGCACAAGAUCGUAUUACUAAACUAGAUGAUAUUUAUUGUAAAUAUUUAUUGCCAUACGAUACGUUAUCUACAGAGGAACGUGAAAAAUUAUUUGAUGAAGUUGAGAUGGAAUGGAUGAGAAAAGAAAGCAAAACUUUGCAAAGGCAAGAGAUGCCGUCCAAUGAUAAUGAUGAUGAAGAGGAAGAGGACAGUUCUGAUGAAAUCGAGGAAUGCAUUGUAAAAGGAAGAAAUAUGCCAUUGAAUGCUUUUUAUCGAAUCGCUCGUAACACGCAACGUAUGUGGUUUGGCGAAAAUCAACGAGGAAACGAAGCUGAAGGUGCUUCUGCCGAUGAAGUAGAGAGUGCAUUUUGGAAACAUGUCGCCGAGAGAAAACGUCAUGUCUGCGUACAUGCAGCGAGUAUCGAUUCAAGUGGUCGUGGGUUUGGGUUUUCCGUUGCCAAAAACAGUCCAUUUGCUAGACAUCCUUGGAAUCUUAAAGUUCUCACUAACAAUGCUGGAUCAGUAUUGAGAGCUUUGGGUCCCCUAAUGGGUGUCACUGUACCGACAUUGCAUGUAGGUAUGUUAUUUAGUGCUUGUUGUUGGUAUCGCGAUCCACACGGUCUACCAUGGAUAGAAUAUCUACAUACAGGAGCUAAAAAGAUUUGGUAUGGUAUUCCCGAUGAAUAUAACAACAAUUUCCGGGAAGCGCUCUCGAAAAUGGUACCACAGUAUUGUAAAAAUAAAACUAUAUGGUUACCUUCUGACACUGCUAUGGUUCCACCAGAAUUAUUAGUGAGCAACGGUGUGCCAUUAUGCCAGAUUGUACAAGAGCCUGGGCAGUUUAUAAUAGUAUUUCCGAAAGCGUUCACGUCGAGCAUAUGUACUGGUUAUGUAGUAUCUGAGAGUGUAUAUUUUGCACAAUCAUCCUGGUUAGAAACCGCUGAACAAGUAUUUAAGGACAUACAAGACAGUUGCGAACCUUCUAUCUUUUCAUUCGAAAAAUUAUUAUUUAAUAUUAUUAAUGAUACAAGAUCUCACAUAGAUAUAUUGAAACAGAUAUUGCCAAGUGUAAUGAAGAUUCGUAAAAAGGAAUUAGAUUAUCGUAAACAAUUGGAAAACAUAGGUCUCAUCAAUAAAAAAAGAUUACCUUUACCAGAUAAUGGAAAAGGGAAAAGAGGAAAAAUGAAAGAAGAUGAUGGCGACUUUGAAUGUGAGACUUGUAGAGCUAAUUUAUUUGUCUCUUUAGUAAAUAAUUCGCAAGACGACAGCGUUUAUUGUUUGCCGCAUGCAUUGCAUUUAAUCAAUCAUAAAAAGCAGGUUUUGAAAUAUUGUACUCUGAUGUAUACAUAUGAUGAGGAUGAAUUAGAUGAAUUGAUUCACAAACUGGAAUAUAGGAUUGAAGCCAAAUCUAGAAAAGCUAACCAAAUAAAGCAAAAUAAGCAAUAAUAUAAAGAAAGAUAAGUCUUAUUUUCUUUAUAAAAGUUAUCGUUAUUUAUUAAUCUAUUAUUGCACAACUAGAAAAUAUGAUUAUGCUCGCUUAUUGUAAUAGAAAUGUGUAUAAAAUUUUAUUUAUUUAGUACCUAAUAGGACAAAUAUAGUAUAAUGAGAAAUUGUAAAAAAAAUACAUGUUAUUAUAUGGGUUAUAUG